Molecule: messenger RNA, 558 nt
Organism: Spirometra erinaceieuropaei
Lineage: Eukaryota; Metazoa; Platyhelminthes; Cestoda; Diphyllobothriidea; Diphyllobothriidae
Source: the annotation of a GenBank genome assembly
AUGGACGUUAAUUCGAGACUACUGAGUCCGCUGACAGCUCCCAGCCUCUUCCCCCACCGCAUGGACAUGAACUCCCUGCCACAGAUGGCCAACUCCGACGAGCUGAGGGCAAAGUUGUAUGUGAGUCUGGCAGCAGCUGCUGCUGCCGCGGCUGCGGCCGCUGUGGCAACCGGGGACCCCAACAGCUCCUCUUUCCCCCUGCCGGGGACACCGGCCCUGCCUUUCAGUCAGUUUAUUGGUGCAUCAACCAAUACCGCCUCGACGACACCCACCGUGCUUCAGCCCCCUCCACCACCUGCACCACCGCCAUCGAUGCCAUCGUGCACCUUUCCUGUCAAGUCAACACCUCUCCGAAGAACACCCACUCCCCUCAGGCAGAAAUCCAUGGAGGCAGUGACCGAGGAACUGGAGAAGACAGCGUUCAGUUCGAGGUCGCAGCAGAUGAACUGGCACACCUCUAUGGCUGAUUCGAGUAAGUCUCUAACGUCCCUCAAUUUGUCGCAGUCCCCGCGUAACUUCACAAUGAGAAUUUACUUCCUGUAUCGCCGAGGACCGUAG